This is a messenger RNA of Panthera uncia (snow leopard), 1655 nucleotides long. RefSeq names its product solute carrier family 30 member 8 (gene SLC30A8). The record is from RefSeq and is a predicted model, not a curated record. Gene Ontology annotation, biological process: insulin secretion; response to zinc ion; response to glucose. The transcript is spliced from 9 exons. Gene Ontology annotation, cellular component: plasma membrane. Lineage: Eukaryota; Metazoa; Chordata; Mammalia; Carnivora; Felidae. Gene Ontology annotation, molecular function: zinc ion transmembrane transporter activity. The coding region runs from base 1 to 1113 and encodes 370 amino acids.
AUGGAAAAUCUGAAGCUAACAUUAUACUUAAUAAAUUACAGAGCAUCAAAAUUAAAAUCUUUUGUUCUGAAAAGUGUGGAACUCCAGCAGAAAUCCUUGAAUAAAAAUCAAUGUCCUGGAGAGAAGCCAGAGGAGCUGGACUCAGGAGCCAUCUAUCACUGCCACAGCAACUCCAAGGCCACAGACAACAGAGCAAGCGAGCAAGUCUAUGCCAAGUGGAAACUCUGUGCUGCUUCAGGAAUAUGCUUCGUUUUCAUGAUUGCAGAGGCCGUGGGUGGGCACAUUGCUGGGAGUCUUGCUGUCGUCACAGAUGCUGCCCACCUCUUAAUUGACCUGACCAGUUUCCUGCUCAGUCUCUUCUCCUUGUGGUUGUCAUCAAAGCCCCCUUCAAAGCAGCUGACGUUUGGAUGGCACCGGGCAGAGAUCCUUGGUGCCCUGCUGUCCAUCCUGUGCGUCUGGGUGGUGACGGCUGUGUUGGUGUACCUGGCAUGUGAGCGCCUGCUGUACCCUGAUUACCAGAUCCAGGCGACUGUGAUGAUCAUCAUUUCAGGCUGUGCGGUGGCAGCCAAUAUUAUACUAAGUGUGAUUCUGCACCAGAGACAUGCUGGACACAAUCACAAGGAAGUGCAAGCCAAUGCCAGUGUCAGAGCAGCCUUUGUGCAUGCCCUCGGAGAUCUAUUUCAGAGCAUCAGUGUGUUAACCAGUGCACUUAUUAUCUACUUUAAGCCAGACUAUAAAAUGGCUGACCCAAUCUGCACAUUCGUCUUUUCCAUCCUGGUUUUGGCCAGCACCAUCACUGUUUUAAAGGACUUCUCCAUCUUACUCAUGGAAGGUGUGCCAAAGAACCUGAACUACGAUGAUGUGAAAGAGCUCAUCUUAGCAGUGGAUGGAGUGGUGUCUGUGCACAGCUUGCACAUCUGGUCUCUAGCAAUGAACCAAGUGAUUCUCUCGGCUCAUGUUGCUGCAGCAGCCAGCCGGGACAGCCAGGUUGUUCGAAGAGAUAUUGUAAAAGUCCUCAACAAUAGCUUUACUGUGCACUCACUCACCAUUCAGAUGGAAUCUCCAGCUGACCAGGACCCUGACAGUUUUUUCUGUGAAGAACCCCGGGACUAGUUCAGUCACAAUGUCAACUUCCAGAGUUCAACGGCCUACUACACACUGCUCUGCAGUUUCUAGAAUAUAAGGAAUAAAGAACCAAAGGAAGAAGUUUGAGAAAUUCAUGAUACAGUACAGUGCACAUUUUAUUCUUCUUUAUUUAGCUCCAUCCACCAUGAAUGAAGAUGCAUAUAGAUUCAUUAAUCAAUUGGAUUCUCAACUCAUCAGUAGCUGUGUUCAAUCACAGGAAUGUGUGUAUGGACUAUUCCUGACUGGGGCUGAAGUAACAGCUGUUUGUAACCAUAGGCAAUAAAAAGUUCAUCUCCCUUCAGUGAUGUAUCCUGAGGAUGAGUGGGUAAAAUUGAACUUGGGAAAGUCUUAUUAGGAAUCAGUGCCCAGGAAAAGUCACAAAAUUCUCCUCAAAUGGGAGAAAAAAGCAAACUAGGAAGAGCUUAAGUUAAAAGAGAUGCUGGAAGCUUAACACCCCACUAGAACUUGACUCUCUGGCCAGUUUAUAAUAGGAUUUGGAGCAGUUUCUUUUUACUCCCUAUCAGCAUCAC